This is a messenger RNA of Mycosarcoma maydis (corn smut), 3573 nucleotides long. RefSeq lists its product as uncharacterized. Gene Ontology annotation, biological process: signal transduction; regulation of GTPase activity. Gene Ontology annotation, cellular component: cytoplasm. The transcript has a single exon. Lineage: Eukaryota; Fungi; Basidiomycota; Ustilaginomycetes; Ustilaginales. The record is from RefSeq and is a predicted model, not a curated record. The coding region runs from base 1 to 3573 and encodes 1190 amino acids.
AUGCCCGCGCUGCUCCAAGAGCAGAUGGAGCUUCGAGGUCGGCACUCGGAUGACCUCCAUGUCCAAGACGUCGAAGAUGAACUCCCCGAGGCUUAUUGUGGCGGAUGCGGUCGUCUCAUCGACGAAGAGAGCGUCGAGGAGGGUGUCAUUCAGUUCGCCACCAAGCUUUGGCACAUCGAGUGCUUCCGAUGUGCAAAGUGCAAGAACCGCGUCAGCACCGAGCGCGACGACAUUCUCCUACUAUCCGACGGACAUCCCAUCUGCGGCGAGUGCAACUACUCGUGCAACAUCUGCAACCUCCCCAUCAUGGAGGAAGCCAUCAUGACUGGCGAAGAAUCCUAUCACGCCUCCUGCUUCACCUGUCGCUCGUGCCACUCCAAGAUCGAAGAGCUCGUCUUUGCAAAGACCAGCCAAGGCAUCUACUGCAUGAGCUGUCACAACGAGCGGGUAGCACGCAGCCGCAAACAUGCAGAACAAAAACGAGCCAAAGCACGCCGGGAAAAGCAGCUUCAGGAUGCACACGCCGCCGAAUCCGCCCAACGCAGCAACGCGCUCAGCUCCGAACGAAGCAUACCGACCAACUCGCCUUCUUUGGACCAACCGCCCUCGCUGCCAUCCAAAGAGCCGCAUUCUCCCUCUCCAUCCGUCCUCGCCUCUCCCGCACCUUCUGCAAAUGGCGUAAACCUGUCCCCUUACAUCAACCAGGCGAGCUCGACCGCUGCCUCUCGUCCAGGUAGUGCGAGUGGCAAGCGACCCAUGAACGCUCCGCCACCUCCUUCACGCGAAGCACGCGGGCCCACCGUGACCGCGCAAGCCAAACUCGAAGGCCGAAGCCUGCCCGCCUCCAACACCUCGCAGACAUCCCUAUCUUCCGUCAUGGCAGACGAAGCGCUGCAGCUUCAGAGACGAGACUACGAGGUCACCGCCCCCCUAUCUCCCCGCAAAAAGACAUUUGGCUUCGGUGCCAGCUCCCCUCUAGGGUCGCCAGCUGCUGCCAAGACCCGGCUACCUACCUCUGAUGUGCCUGAUUCUGCCUCUAGCCCGACUGCGUCGCCGCUCAAGAACAACGUCCCAUUGCAUCCCUCUCCGCAGCCAGACUCGAACAGAACGCUUCGACCCACCACAAGCCACGAAGGUCUCGGCGUUGACCUCAGGGCCUCGACCACAAUCCCAGCAGCAAACCUAAGAAACCCGCUCAGCGCAUCAGCAUCUUCCUCACGCCUCUCCAAGGUCUAUUCAUUCUACGAUCCCGACUUUCUCAGUCUGGUCGAAUCUUUCGGCGAAUUUGGCUCAUACGAUGAGCUGUCAGCGAAAGCUCCGCCUGUGCCAGCACUACCCACCUCGAUUCCCGCCGCUUCCAUUUCAGCUGGCUCGUCAGGUACGGACUCGGCAGAUACGACUGUGUCCAAGCAGCCUAUGGCUGAUGCAAAUCCUCAAACGGACGGCAAUGUCUCGCGACCCGACGCUCUAAAGGAACAAACGCCGUCCGCUGUGCGUCGCCCGCCCAAUUCAAGCAUGGCAGAAAACGCCGACACCGAGGAGGAGUUGCUCGAAGAUGAUCGCCGAAACACAGCCACCCCCACAGGCUCCCUCAAAGAGGUGUCGUCCAAGGUUCGUGCUUCCAUGCAGCAGGCUCGAGACGGCCUGGUCAGCAUGGACAUCACCUUUGUCGAGACCAUCCUGCAGGACCUCGAGCAGACGCGCCAACGUAUGGAAUCGCUACAGUUGCGCUACGACCGCAUUCGACGUGCCAGCCAGCAAGCAGCGCACGGCUUUACGAUGGCCAAAGAGGAAUUCGAGCACGAAGUCAAUGCAAGGCACGAAGCUGAACUCGAGAUGGCCUGUCUGCGUAGACAGCUGGCCGAGCAAGCCCUCAAACUCGCCGCUGCCAACAGCGAGAGGCGACAGCAGGAGCAGCUCGAGCGACGAUCGCAGGAUGUAAAGGCGUCGCUCAAGGGUAUGGAACGCGACUUGGCCAAAUUGACCGCAGAGCGAGAUCUCACCGUAGCCGAAGUCGCCGAGCUGGUCGCACUGCAGGACGGCACAGCUGGCUUGUCACCUUUGACCGUCUCGCCGUCGAACGGUACUCGCUCUUCUACCGGCGCCGUAGAUGCAGCCAUCACGCAAAACCUCACUUCGCGUCUCGAGGCAGUCAAGAGCCGCUACCGAAGCGAGAUUGACGAGCUGACCCUGGAGCGCGAUUCACUGCUCAUCGAGAUCGAAGAGCUCAAGCAGUCCAAGGAACUUUUCUUGGAAGAGGCGCAGAGCCUUAACGCAAAGAACGAGGAGCUCAACACGGUGCUGGGUCAGCUCAACCGCAAAGUCGAAUUGGCUGCUCAUACGAGAGACCAGCUGCCGGCGUUGCCUGCCAUGCCGAAGGACCUCUCCUCAUCCACAAAAGGCUCGAGCGGGCAUGGCUUCGGCUUUGGAUCGCGUCACAAGAACGUGCACAAGCACACGGCGCACAACGCAUCCAUCUCGUCGCACGAGGCGCCGCCGAGCAGCGCAGGUUACGACACGAUAUCGGUGGAUACAGCUGUUCAGCAGGUGAUUCAGCCAGGCCGUGUCGAGCCAGCUCCAGUGGUCAAGAAGUUCAAGUGGAUGAAACCCAAGCUAUCCGAGGCGACCAAAGCCAAUGCCCACGCACCGCAGAGUGGAGUAGUGCCACCGGUGCCGCCCAAGGGCGCCGGUCUGGGAUCUGGCGGCGGCGGUGGCAGCAGCAGCGGCAGCAGCAGCGUCGCUGCCAUGGCGCGGGCCACCUCGCACGACGUGGUUGUACGCGAACACCUCUUCCAGCCUUUCAACGUUCUCCGACCGACGAGAUGCUUCGCCUGUCAGAAAAACAUGUGGGGUCAGUCUGAGAUGCGUUGUGCCGUCUGCACCCAGGUCUGCCACUCGCGCUGUCUGCAAAAUCUGCCGGUCUCGUGCCACCAGCCGUACAUGCGGCCGGACGAGGGACAUGCCGAGAGUGGCGGCCCAUCUAUGUUUGGUCGGUUGCUCACCGAGCAAGCUGCACAAGAGGCGCGCGAUGUUCCGCUGAUUGUGGAAAAGUGCAUCCAGGCCGUCGAGGCGUUUGGCAUGGAUUACGAGGGCAUCUACCGCAAGUCUGGCGGUACUUCGCAGCUCAAGGUGAUUACCCAGCUGUUUGAACGUGGCAAUGCGUUCGACUUGGAGGAUACGGAUCGUUUCAACGACGUCUCGGCCAUCACGAGUGUGUUGAAAAACUACUUCCGCGAGCUCCCCACCCCGCUGCUCACAUUUGAGCUCUACGACGAGCUGAUCAAAGUGGUCGAGUCCAAGCAGGAAGACGUGGCUACGAAACAGGAGCUCAUCAAGCAUCUCAUCGAGCGUUUGCCGAGGCAGCACUAUUGCACUCUACAGCACCUCGUCCUGCAUCUGCAUCGCGUCCAGCAGCGCAGUGUGGACAACCGCAUGAACGCGCGCAACUUGGGCGUUGUGUUCGGCCCCACACUCAUGCGAUCCGCCGACCCCACGCAGGAGUUCGCACACAUGGGCGGCAAAGCCAUGACCAUCGAAUUCUUCAUCGACCACGCUCCGCACUUGUUUGCAUAG